Messenger RNA from Tachysurus fulvidraco (yellow catfish), 2523 nucleotides. It is a transcript of the gene tktb, whose product is annotated as transketolase b. The record is from RefSeq and is a predicted model, not a curated record. Bases 138 to 2018 code for a protein of 626 amino acids. Lineage: Eukaryota; Metazoa; Chordata; Actinopteri; Siluriformes; Bagridae. Gene Ontology annotation, molecular function: transketolase activity; thiamine pyrophosphate binding. The transcript has 14 exons.
GCCAAUGUCAAGCCUCACUUAAAAGCUUCUGCUCGGGCACGUUUCUGAGCUACUCGUCGUUCCACUUUAUCAAUAACUAAAUAAAACCUCCAUAUACGUUAUUUUUAGUUUCUCCUUCCAGUUAAACAUACUCAGACAUGGAGAGUUACCACAAACCCGACGAGAAAACUCUUCAGGGCCUGAAGAGCAUGGCUAACAAGCUAAGAAUUCACUCCAUCAGGGCGACGUGCGCCUCAAAUUCAGGACACCCCACAUCAUGCUGCAGUGCUGCUGAGAUCAUGUCUGUGCUGUUCUUCCACACCAUGCGCUACAAAGCUGAUGAUCCCCGCAAUGCCUGCAACGACCGCUUUGUUAUGUCUAAGGGUCAUGCCGCUCCCAUUCUCUAUGCAGCAUGGGUUGAAGCUGGCUAUGUGAAAGAGGCUGAAUUGCUUAACUUGCGCAAGAUUGACUGUGACCUUGAGGGCCACCCUACACCUAAAUUAGCCUUUGUGGAUGUGGCUACAGGCUCCCUGGGCCAGGGUCUGGGAGCUGCAUGUGGGAUGGCUUACACAGCAAAAUACUUCGACAAGUCCAGCUACCGUGUGUACUGCCUGCUGGGAGAUGGUGAAUGCUCUGAGGGUGCAGUUUGGGAGGCCAUGGCUUUUGCUUCUCACUAUGGCCUGGACAACCUGGUGGCCAUUCUGGAUGUUAACCGCCUAGGACAGAGUGAGGCUGCACCUUUGAAGCAUGACAUGAAUGCCUAUCUUGAGCGCUGCAAGGCUUUUGGCUGGAACACAUGUGUGGUUGAUGGCCAUGAUGUGGAAGAGCUGUGUAAGGAACUGUGGCAUGCAGAACGCUUUAAAGGGAAGCCCACUGCUAUUGUAGCCAAAACCUUCAAGGGCAAAGGGCUCAAAGGCAUAGAGGACAUUGAUAAUUGGCAUGGUAAGCCUAUCCCUAAGGACCGUGUGGAAGAACUGAUUUCUCAUCUUGAGAACCAGAUCCAGGCUUCCAGUAAACCCCUCCAGGCUGCACUGCCUAAUGAGGAUGCAGCUCCUGUUGAUCCAAGUCCCAUCUACCUGCAGACUCCUCCAGAAUACAAGUCAGGAGACAAGAUCUCUACCAGGAAAGCCUAUGGUGUUGCACUGAAGAAGAUGGGAGAUGCCAGCCAGCGUAUUGUGGCUCUGGAUGGAGAUACCAAAAAUUCGACUUUCUCUGAGACAUUUAAGAAAGCGCAUCCUGAUCGCUACAUAGAGUGUUUCAUUGCAGAACAGAAUAUGACAAGUGUGGCAAUUGGUUGUGCCACUCGCGAUCGCACAGUCCCAUUUGCCAGCACAUUUGCUGCUUUCUUAUCGCGUGCCUAUGAUCAGAUCCGCAUGGCAGCAAUUUCUCAGUCUAAUGUGAACCUGGUGGGCUCCCACUGUGGUGUCUCUAUUGGUGAGGAUGGUCCCUCUCAGAUGGCCUUGGAGGAUCUUGCAAUGUUCCGUGCUAUCCCAACAUGCACUGUGUUUUACCCUAGUGAUGGAGUGUCUACUGAGAGGGCAGUAGAGUUAGCAGCAAAUACAAAGGGUAUCUGUUUCAUUAGGACCAGCCGUCCAGACACAGCAAUCAUACAUGAUGCCGAUGAGAAGUUUGAAAUUGGCAAAGCUAAGGUGGUGCGUCAGUCUAACAGUGAUCAAGUAACUGUGAUUGGAGCUGGAGUCACACUGCAUGAAGCCCUUGCUGCAUAUGACAUUCUGUCUAAGGAAGGUGUGAACAUCCGUGUAAUUGAUCCAUUCACUAUUAAGCCCCUGGAUGCUGCUACAAUUGUGGUCAGUGCUCGUGCCACUCGAGGCAGAAUAAUCACAGUAGAGGAUCAUUACAAAGAGGGUGGUCUGGGCGAGGCCGUCUUGGCUGCAGUGGGAGAGGAACCAGGCAUUGUGGUCCAUCGACUGGCUGUGAGCCGAGUGCCCCAAAGUGGCAAACCCCAGGAGCUGCUGGACAUGUUUGGCAUCAGUGCUAAGUCUAUUGUGGCAGCAGUCAGAGGCACUUUUGCCAACUGAAUCCCUCUAAUCCCACCCAGUCUUUACUUCCUGCUGACCUACCGCUAAUACAAGUGGCUUAAAUGCUUUUGAAACCUCCGAAAUGGUUAUUUUUUUUUUCCUUCUCGAUUCUUCAAAUGUGGCAGCUUUGCACAGGUUAUGAGUAACACAUGUCAUUCAAUUCAAGUUACAAAUUCAUCCUGACCGAUGAGAUGACCUUCAUAAUGGUUAGUCAAUUAUGGUGUUGUGCUUAUGACGCAUCACUUGUUUAACUUCUUUCCAUUCCAGUUCCUACAUUGAAAUUCCUAACUGAGUGUGUGAGCAAAAUGUAACAAGGCACUUGUAGGGUCUCGGUGCAUCUCCUCUGUAUAAGAUACUGUGUAUUUGCUUCAUUUGCUACUAAUCUUGUGUCCCAGAGUGUCAUCUGUUUAUCUUGUUACUGAACUGCCCAGAUUGUUGCUGAUUGUUUGAAUUGUUUGGCUCUGUCUGCCUUUACAAGCAGUAAUAAAAGUAACUGUUCAUCCAG